AUGCGCACUCAUCCCCUCCCAUCCGCCCUCAUCCCCUCCCAUCCGCCCUCAUGCGCACUCAUCCCCUCCCAUGCGCACUCAUCUCCUCCCAUCCGCACUCAUCACCUCUCAUCCGCCCUCAUCCCCUCCCAUCCGCCCUCAUGCGCACUCAUCCCCUCCCAUGCGCACUCAUCCCGUCCCAUCCGCCCUCAUGCGCACUCAUCCCCUCCCAUGCGCACUCAUCCCCUCCCAUCCGCCCUCAUCUCUUCGCAUCCCCCCUUCAUCUCCUCACAUCCGUCCUCAUCCCCUCCCAUCCGCCCUCAUGCGCACUCACCCCCUCCCAUGCGCACUCAUCCUCUCCCAUCCACCCUCAUCCCCUCCCAUCCGCCCUCAUGCACACUCAUCCCCUCCCAUGCGCAAUCAUCCCCUCCCAUCCGCCCUCAUCUCUUCGCAUCCCCCCUUCAUCUCCUCACAUCCCUCCUCAUCCCCUCCCACCCGCCCUCAUGCGCACUCAUCCCCUCCCAUGCGCACUCAUCCCCUCCCAUCCGCUCUCAUCCCCUCCCAUCCGCCCUCAUGCGCACUCAUCCCCUCCCAUGCGCACUCAUCCCCUCCCAUCCGCCCUCAUCUCUUCGCAUCCCCCCUUCAUCUCCUCACAUCCGUCCUCAUCCCCUCCCAUCCGCCCUCAUGCGCACUCAUCCCCUCCCAUGCGCACUCAUCCUCUCCCAUCCGCCCUCAUCCCCUCCCAUCCGCCCUCAUGCGCACUCAUCCCCUCCCAUGCACACUCAUCCCCUCCCAUCCCCCCUUCAUCUCCUCGAAACCCCGCCCCCUCCCCCGUUACCUUUCCUAUACCAGCUUAUAGGAGUGUCGGGGAUGGAGCCCCUUCCCUUCAUGCUGAAGAUCAAGAACCAAUCCCGUUGGAAGCAUCUAAAACGUUGGAUGAAGCACACAGCCCCUUGGCUGCCCCUUGCGAAGCAGCUGGUCCCAGAGGGUGGCGAUCGUGGACAGAAUGUCAUGACGGGUGACGACUCCUCUCAGGAGUUCACCAAUGACCCAGGCAUUUGGGAGACUGAAAACGAGACAUUUGGACAGGGUGCUUCAUCCGAAGCGGAUGCCUCCACCCAACGAGAGAGCCGUCCUUCAACGCAGAUCCCCAAUAGUUCGUCACAGAUGGACACAGCACCAUCCGCCUCAUAA
This is a messenger RNA of Closterium sp. Naga37s-1, 1173 nucleotides long. The record is from the annotation of a GenBank genome assembly. NCBI's taxonomy places the organism in Eukaryota, Viridiplantae, Streptophyta, Zygnematophyceae, Desmidiales, Closteriaceae.